GCCAAUAGAGUCUCUCGUAAGCGCUCACAUGAGUUGCUUUUUUUUCCAGGCUGUUUUUAAUGACUGAUAUUGAUGUAUGGUAAUUUCUUAGCUGGAUCACAUGACACAAUUACCUCAGGAAUCGAUCAAGAUGUAUUGCAGGUCUGCCUGCGUUUCUGAUUUUUCCUCCCUGUCGGGGUCUCUCCACACGCCGGCGGUGCCACAGAUGGACAAAGUUUAACAAGGCCGAGCCGCCAACUCCGUCCCUCUGUUGCACGGAGGAAAAAGGAAGAAGGAAAAAUGACGGAAUUCGACGAUCGCAGCUGUGCGUCAAAUAUGUUUUUGCCCAGCUGCACUUAUUACGUUUCGACACCCGAUUUCACCUCAGUCUCCUCCUUUCUACCGCAGACCACAUCGUGUCAGAUAAAUUUCCCCUAUUCGCCAAACAUAGCCCAAGUCCAACCUGUUCGAGAGGUCGCUUUCAGGGAUUAUGGACUGGACCAUCCCAAAUGGCACUACAGGGGCAAUUACGCGUCUUACUACUCAACGGACGAGAUAAUGCACCGGGAACUGAUCCAGUCGUCGAGCGGCCGGGCGGACGUGAUAUUUAAAAAUGAGCCCCUGUACGGUCACCACGGGGGAAGCGGCGCGCAGUGCAGUUUCUUCGCCGGAGUGAGCCGUAACGGGGUGCUCCCCCAGGGCUUCGACCAGUUCUUUGACUCUCCUAACACGGAGCCACCCAAACAAAAGGCUGCCGAGCCUGCUGCCCGCGAUCACCGCGGUGCUGCUGAUGCCACGAACAUCAGCCAGGCGGUAACCAAACUGGAGCAACAAAACGCAGAGCCUCCCGGGAGCGUCGACGAGGACUCGUCCUCCAACUGCGGCGACAAGAGCAGCCGUCAGAGUUCAUCAACCAAGUCCAGGAAGAAGAGGUGUCCGUACUCCAAAUACCAAAUCCGAGAACUUGAACGAGAGUUUUUCUUCAACGUUUACAUUAACAAAGAGAAGCGCCUGCAGCUGUCCAGAAUGUUAAACCUAACAGAUCGCCAAGUGAAGAUUUGGUUUCAGAACAGGAGGAUGAAGGAGAAAAAACUCAACCGAGACCGCCUACAGUAUUUUACUGGAAACCCUUUAUUCUGAGGCUUACAUAAAACAUCCAAAGACACACACAGACUGAGCUGAAGGAGCUUCUAUAGGUACUGCGUAAGAACUGCAACUCGAUUUGCCACGUAUUUUAGAUGGUUUGUACGCUUAUUUAAAGAUGUUCAGCCAUUUAUUGGUUUCAUUGGGCAACUGAAUACUUCAGAUUGUCUUUUUUUUUAUUUUGGAACCGUAUUAAAUAUAUUCCCUUUCUUUUCUUUUGUAGAUAUAUUUGUAACAAGCAUGCAAUAAAUGUUGUGUAUCGUGAA
Messenger RNA from Fundulus heteroclitus (mummichog), 1388 nucleotides. RefSeq names its product homeobox D11a (gene hoxd11a). The transcript has 2 exons. Gene Ontology annotation, biological process: anatomical structure development; regulation of transcription by RNA polymerase II. Gene Ontology annotation, molecular function: DNA-binding transcription factor activity, RNA polymerase II-specific; RNA polymerase II cis-regulatory region sequence-specific DNA binding. NCBI's taxonomy places the organism in Eukaryota, Metazoa, Chordata, Actinopteri, Cyprinodontiformes, Fundulidae. Bases 280 to 1119 code for a protein of 279 amino acids. The record is from RefSeq and is a predicted model, not a curated record. Gene Ontology annotation, cellular component: nucleus.